This is a messenger RNA of Mycotypha africana, 2106 nucleotides long. RefSeq names its product amino acid permease-domain-containing protein. Lineage: Eukaryota; Fungi; Mucoromycota; Mucoromycetes; Mucorales; Mycotyphaceae. Bases 1 to 1785 code for a protein of 594 amino acids. Gene Ontology annotation, molecular function: amino acid transmembrane transporter activity. The transcript has 4 exons. Gene Ontology annotation, biological process: amino acid transport; transmembrane transport. Gene Ontology annotation, cellular component: plasma membrane. The record is from RefSeq and is a predicted model, not a curated record.
AUGGACGAAAAAACUGAAAAUAUAACGACGAGUGUCGAUAAACAGUCCACAGACGGCAAUUACGCUUCGGGCUCCAAGGAAAAGGGAAUAUUCCAAUCAGUUACAGCUCGUUAUGCUAAAGUUGAUCCUCACACAUAUCUCAGAAAAGAAGGUGAAAGCUCCAAAAGCUUUUGGUUCCGUCGAUUGAUACAGAUCAAACCAGUCGAACUCUUAUGGGACGAUGCAGAACAAUCUGAACUAAAGCGUGCCUUAAACGCAUUCCAACUUAUCUUUGUCGGAAUUGGUGCUAUCAUUGGUACAGGUAUCUUUGUUUUGUCAGGCUUAGCUGCUGCACAGAAUGCUGGACCGGCUGUAACAAUAUCAUUUAUUAUUGCUGCUAUUGCAUCUGCGUUCGCGGCAUUAAGUUACUCUGAAAUGGCGUCUAUGAUUCCUGUGGCAGGUUCAGCUUAUACCUACGCUUAUGCAACCAUGGGUGAAUUUGUUGCUUGGAUUAUUGGCUGGGAUCUGAUUUUAGAAUACAUGGUGGGUGCUGCUACUGUUGGUGUAGGAUGGUCCGGUUAUUUUGUCAAAUUUUUCGCAGUUGCUUCUAACGGUCGAAUUCAUUUUGCGGAAAGCUGGACAAGCCCAACUCUGACAUGGAUAGAGAGCCCACCAUCCAUAUACCGUGGUGAGGGUCAUUACUUCAAUGUUCCUGGGUUUGUUAUUAUCAUGCUCAUUACAAUUAUUUUGAUAGUUGGUAUCCGUCAAUCUGCUAUUUUCAAUACUAUUGUUGUUACGAUCAAACUUCUUGUCAUCCUCAUUUUCAUUUUCGCACUCUGCGGUUUUAUGUACCCACCAAACUACGUUCCUUAUAUUCCAGAAAAUACAACAGGAAAUUGGCACUUCUUCGGUGUUCCAGGUAUAUUUGCUGCUGCAACAACUGUGUUCUUUAGUUAUAUUGGUUUUGAUGCUGUCACUACAGCUGCAAUGGAAGCGAAGAAACCUCAGCGAGAUCUUCCUAUCGGUAUUAUUGGUAGCUUAGUCAUCAGUACUGUUCUGUAUAUUGCUUUCUGUACCAUUAUGACGGGUGCUGCAAAAUACACUGAUUUCCUUGGCUCAUCAGUACCUGCUUCUGUUGCCGUAGAAAAAGUAAUGGAACGUACUGGAAAAAACUUCGCAUGGUUGAAUAUUCUUGUUGCCUUGGGCGCUAUAUGUGGUCUGACGUCUGUCUUGCUAAUUAACAUGCUUGCUCAGGCUCGUGUCUUCUAUUCUAUGGCCCAAGAUGGUCUUUUGCCUGCUAUAUUUGCUAAAGUACAUCCGAAGUUCAAAACUCCUUGGGUCGCCACACUUACAGUCGGAACGAUUACUGCUCUCCUUUCUGCUGUCUUACCCGUCAACUUACUCGGCAAUAUGACGUCUGUUGGCACUUUACUUGCCUUCUUUAUAGUUCACUUAGGCGUAAUCGUACUUCGAUUUACUCGUCCGGAAGUCCCACGUAAAUUCAAGAUUCCUGGAGGAAAGUACUUAUCACUGAUCUUCCCUAUUAUCGGUAUGGUUAUCUCCGUAGCUUUGAUUGCCGUAGCUGAAGUGACAACAAUUUGGCGCUUGUUCAUUUGGAUGGGUAUUGGUUGGGUUAUCUAUUUUGCUUACGGCAUUCGCAAGUCAAAGUUCAACAGAGACCCAGUUGGUCGCUUUGCUGAGGGUAAACGAGGAUUACCAGAUAAUACAAGGGAAGAUGAGCAAGGUUAUCAGAUCGAACAGUAUGAAUAUGUACCAAAUACAAACUCCCCAAAUUACCGUGCUUAAUGCAUUACUAUAUAAUACAUUAUCGAAAAUUUCAAACUACAUUUGAGGAUCAGUUAAAAUUACUACUCCUACCCUGAGGCCUGUACGUACUAUUGCCUUACAGCCACCUUUUAUAUAUUUUUUUAAUAACAUUCACCUAGGGUCAUAUAUCUCAUGUAUUCAUGCUUUAUAUUAUUAAUCACUAUUCAAACUAAUUAAUAAAGAAGGCCAUAAUAUUGUAAUGCUUAAAUCUUUCUGCUAUGGGAAUCGAAUGUCGAGUUGCUAGAAAAGCCCGCAGCAAAUCAAAACAGCAGAAGAAUUUCAAAAAGAAAAAAAGGUUAG